GACGGGAUAUCAGGUGCCAACUUUUGAUCUCUCGAAGAGAUCAAUUAAAAUGCAAAACAAACACUGUAUAACCUAGGUGAACAUCGCUCAGUCAUCGGACUUUCUAUAUAUUGAACUGGCUACAUUCCAAGGUAGCUUUUUUUAGUUCAUCAUGUUGACCGAACUGACCCGUGUGGACCUGUCUUGCGACCAGGAAAUGAUGAUGACUAGUUAUGAAGAACUUGGAUCCUCCUCUUCAUCUCUAUCGUCUGAUUCAGCAUUUGCAGAACAACUUACGUCUCCCGUGGAAUCGUGUGAGGACCAGAUCUGCGAGGGAUGUCACGAACUUAUCCUGGACAGAUAUUUCCUGCACGUCAAUGGCGGCAGUUGGCACUCUAGUUGUCUUCGAUGUUGUGUCUGCUGUCUCCAGCUCGACCAAGAGGAAAGCUGCUUCGUCAAAGAUGACAACAUAUACUGUAGACAAGACUACAUUGGUGAAUUUGGAACCAAGUGCUCUAAGUGUUUCAGGAGGAUACAAUCGACAGACUGGGUUAGGCGAGCCCGUGAUAAUGUGUACCAUCUUGCCUGUUUUGCAUGCGAUACCUGUCAAAGACAACUUUCUACGGGGGAGGAAUUCGCCCUGAAUGGGGACCAAGUAUUGUGUCUUAGACAUUACACUUCUCUCAUCGAGGGAGGGACAGAAAAAGAUUCAGAACUGAGCAGCAAACCAAAGGCCAAACGGGUGCGGUCGUCCUUUACUGAAGAGCAGCUCCAGAUCCUUCAAGCCAACUUUCGCAUCGAGAGCAACCCCGACAGCCAGGAGUUGAACAGAAUUGCUCUUACGGCAGGAGUCAGUAGGCGCGUUGCACAAGUUUGGUUUCAGAACGCACGUGCCAGACAGAAGAAGCAACAGAUAUUCGGCAGCAACCAGAAUAGUCGCAGCAACUCAAAAAGUUAUUGCAAUGGACAGUGGUCAAGCGGAUCCGAGGGCCAACUUAGCGAUUCUACUUCAGAGUAAAUGACGUUCUCAUAUCAGAGUUAUCCCGCUUUGAAGCUAAGUCUCUUGCAGUUCCUGUGAUCAACUCGUGUGACUAUAAAGCACAAAUUGUGUUAUUUCUGUAGAUCUAUUUAUUAUGCCAUUAUGCCUUUGUUAUCUGUUGAUUAUUAAAUU
Messenger RNA from Saccostrea echinata, 1150 nucleotides. RefSeq names its product LIM/homeobox protein Awh-like. Gene Ontology annotation, cellular component: nucleus. Bases 152 to 997 code for a protein of 281 amino acids. Gene Ontology annotation, biological process: neuron differentiation; regulation of transcription by RNA polymerase II. Gene Ontology annotation, molecular function: DNA-binding transcription factor activity, RNA polymerase II-specific; RNA polymerase II transcription regulatory region sequence-specific DNA binding. The transcript is spliced from 5 exons. Lineage: Eukaryota; Metazoa; Mollusca; Bivalvia; Ostreida; Ostreidae. The record is from RefSeq and is a predicted model, not a curated record.